This is a messenger RNA of Myotis lucifugus (little brown bat), 1408 nucleotides long. RefSeq names its product mitochondrial import inner membrane translocase subunit Tim22-like. Bases 536 to 943 code for a protein of 135 amino acids. NCBI's taxonomy places the organism in Eukaryota, Metazoa, Chordata, Mammalia, Chiroptera, Vespertilionidae. The record is from RefSeq and is a predicted model, not a curated record. Gene Ontology annotation, cellular component: TIM22 mitochondrial import inner membrane insertion complex. Gene Ontology annotation, molecular function: transmembrane protein transporter activity. The transcript is spliced from 3 exons. Gene Ontology annotation, biological process: protein insertion into mitochondrial inner membrane.
UAAUGAGAGGACAUUCAUAUGGAAAUGCCCAGCAGGCUCAGGAAGGUCAGAUGUGGACGGCAAUGUAGAGUGUGCCAUUUGGUAGCUCUGUGACUUUAGGGAAGGUAAUUAACCGCUCUGAGCCUCGGUGCCUUCAGCUACAGAAAGGAGGGGGUAAAAAUGUCUACCUCACAGGAUUGUGAAGAAUAAAUGAGGCUCUAACUAUAAAAUGUCAUAGCAAUUGGCAGAUGGUAUUUAUUAAAUGACUAUUAUGAAUGUUACCAUUGUUAAGGGAGUGAUUUGCAAAGUUGAUAGCUGCACUCAAGGGUGACUGGUUACAUGUGAGAGAGUGUAAAGAGAGAACAGAGGGUUAAAGACUGAAUCUCGAGAAACAUAAGAUGAAAUAAAGAAGAAAUCCAGGAGGAGACAGAGAGGAAGCUGUCAACAAGACAGAGCCUAGGUUGUGUGAUGUGGAAGCCAGGCAAGUGGAGCGUUUGGGUGCAAGGGGGAUGGGUCUCCUCUUCCCUGGUGGCCACCCAGAAGGUGCUAUUCGAGUAUGACCCAUUGCAGUAACUCGGAAAACAUGCCAAGAAAUCUUCAUCUCUGUUUGUUUUUAGGAUUUGUCUUGGGAGGUGCAUUUGGGGUGUUCACCGCCGGCAUUGAUACCAAUGUGGGCUUUGACCCCAAGGAUCCUUACCGGACUCCGACAGCAAAAGAAGUUCUGAAGGACAUGGGGCAGAGAGGAAUGUCCUACGCCAAAAAUUUUGCCAUUGUGGGCGCCAUGUUUUCUUGCACUGAGUGUUUGGUCGAAUCUUACCGGGGGAAGUCAGAUUGGAAGAACAGUGUCAUUAGUGGCUGCAUCACUGGAGGAGCCAUCGGUUUCAGAGCUGGCUUAAAUGCUGGGGUCAUUGGUUGUGGCGGUUUUGCUGCUUUCUCCGCUGCAAUCGAUUAUUAUCUACGGUGAGAGUGCCUGCCUCCGGGGACGGACACCACCACCCAGGACCAGAGCUGCUCAGUGGAGGGCAUUUCUGCACCACUCAGGGCCCUCGCUUCAGAGCCUGAAGACGUUUGUUUCCUCUCAGACAGUCCGUGUUGUGAGGAGCCGCCCGGCCACUGGUCGCCUCCAGCCUCGGAGCAGCCACACUCUCUGCUCCUGGACGCCAGCCCCUCUCUCUCCGGCAGGUUAGGAGUUAAGCUCCACAGAGAUUCAGUGCUGACCACACUUGGCCCCCUGGCUGGUUGCUGCUGUGGGAACGGAGGUGACUUUACAGACCCAGGAAGCUGCUCGACCUUGGAACUCCAUGCAGCCAUCCCUCUCACGUAUCCGUCAGGGAGGGCAGAGUACAUGUAUGCCUGCUGACCAAUUGUGUCACUUUGUUUAGCCUUCUGCUAUCCUUGUUUAAAAAAUGUAUUUAUAUUACAGCUUAAA